Molecule: messenger RNA, 2341 nt
Organism: Sinocyclocheilus grahami
Lineage: Eukaryota; Metazoa; Chordata; Actinopteri; Cypriniformes; Cyprinidae
Product: ADAMTS-like protein 1
Exons: 10
Coding region: 522-1643 (373 amino acids)
Biological process (GO): extracellular matrix organization; proteolysis
Cellular component (GO): extracellular matrix
Molecular function (GO): metalloendopeptidase activity
Source: RefSeq, a predicted model, not a curated record
CUCUACAGCUGAUUGGACGUGUCUCUCUUGCCCUCCCCAGGGUAUCGUGGGACAGCGAGGGAGAAGUACACAUCCUCAGCCCCGGCGCCAGUGAUGUGGGAAUCUACAGAUGCACCGCCACCAACGACUUGGGCUCUGAUUCAGAGACAACACUAGUUCUGCUGGCUGAAACUCCCACGAUCGCUGCCUCGCGGAGAAACACGUCAGAUUUGAAGAGCAGCAGUCUGAAGGUGGUGGUUGGAGGGGUUAUCAGUGUCCGUUUGGGUGCCAACCUCACCCUCGAGUGCCCCGUCAAAGGUGUCCCGCGGCCAACGCUGAGCUGGCACCGCAAGGAGGGUCCACUGGGCGCCAGCGCUAGUCCUCUCCCGGACGGAUCUCUGCUCCUGAGAAACCUCACACCACCAGACUACGGCACCUACUCCUGCGUGGCUGCCAACAGCAUUGGAAAGUCGGUGGCCUCCAGCCUGCUGCGUGUGGCGGGAGGAGCUGUGGGUGAAUCUGAGCACCAGGUUUCAAAGGAGAUGAAUAGGAAGAGGGUUCUGAUGGCCUCUGUGAUUGGCACCAGCAUCACGGUCAAACCUGGAGAUACCUUGAGGAUAGGUUGCCCGGUGGUCCCCAGUCACAGGAUGCCCAUCAAGUGGUCUUAUCAGAACCAGACCCUAAAGCAGAGUCCAGGCGUGAGCUACCGCAUGCUGGUGGGGGGACGAGCUCUGGAGAUGAACACGCACGGAGGGACGUUUGACGGACGCUAUGAGUGCCAAACACAAACCAACAACCAGCAGCGUCUCACAGCUUGGAUUCAUGUGUUUUCACAAGAGUUUGAGUGGCGUUUGGGUGAGUGGAGCACAUGCAGCACUUCCUGUGGCAACAGAGGGACUCAGAUGAGAAAGGUACAAUGUUUGACGUCAGAGGGCCAAGAGAUGCCUCAUUCAGUCUGUCAUCUUCUUCCCAAACCGAUCAGUCAACCACGGCCGUGCAACCUUCUGGACUGUGCUCCCAGUUGGGUGUCAACAGUGUGGUCCAGAUGCUCCAGUUCCUGUGGGCGGGGCUUCAGAGAGAGGCGGGUCUCCUGUCAGCAGGUGGCGGCCUCGGGGAGCAUGAGGGGUUUGUCCAGCUCAGCGUGUGAAGGAUCUCGUCGGCCUGAAGACAGGGAAGAGUGCAGCUCACACGCGUGUGUGGAGUGGCUCACCGGCUCCUGGGGCAAGUGCACAGGUCGAUGUCUGGGGCCUGCGGUGGCCGCGCAGAGCAGAAGCGUCUCGUGCAGACACUUCAGCAACUCCACUUCCAAAACCUGCGACCCAAAAGAAAGGCCGUCAUCCGUGAGGAACUGCUCGUCUGAGAUGUGUGAUGUGCACUGGAAGGUGUUCCCGUGGAGGACGUGUACAGCGGCAUGUGGCAGCGGCUUCCAGUCCCGUCGAGUGGAAUGCAUCCAUCAGCAGAACAAGAAAACCCUCCCCGACCAGCACUGCGCCUGGCAACGGCGGCCUUCUACCUGGCAACACUGCAACAUCACUUCCUGUGGCAGUGAGUGUAAGGACAGAACCCACUACUGUCCUGUGGUCAAACGCCUCAAGCUUUGCACCGUGGAUCUGUACCGGCAACGCUGUUGCCAGACCUGCUCACAGGACACCAGCGCCACCUAGUGACCCAAACCAACAGACACCCUUUUCAGUCACCGCCCUGAUUGUCUCUCGUAACACAGCCAGCAUAUUAUUCAAUCUUACAAACAAAAAGGACACCUGGAGUGUAUGGACUAAAAUAUAUCUGGACUACACUUUCACUGGAUGCUUUCCCACAAUCAUCAGAAGUCCAAAGAGAAAAUCACUUGAUGAGAUUUGAAACUUCUCUCUUCACCAGCUUUCUCUGCAGAUCUCAUUUGAUCUUGCCCUGAAAGUGAUAUUAUAUGUGUAUUAAUUUAAGAUUUUUACUUGUGAAUAUGAGAGGACAAAUCUUAUCGGACCAUUCACCAACGUGAAGGAAAUAUAAAGGCCUCUUGGGUGUACAUGAUGCACUGAUACUAAUAAUAUCAGUAGUACACAGCUUGGAGUAUUAAGAGUAUUUUUUUUUUUAAGUCAGAGUCCUACCUUGAAGUCAACAUGAAAUGCUGUCACAACCCAUUUUACUUCUCUAAUCUGAUCAGAGGCAGACAGGACAUUCAACAAGAACAAUGUGGGGCGGGGCUUAUUGUAUUUAUAAGGAUUUGAUUGGCUCGUAAAUGGAAUCAGGUGGUCAGAGGGGAGGAGUUAGAGGAGUAAGAAGGAUUUGUGAUGCCAGCCGAAAAGAGAAAUCGUUUCAGAGGGAAGCAAGUUUUAUGGAAGUUUAUUUCCACCACUGAAUGAAA